AUGAAGUUCAAAAGUGGACAGAGUGUGAAAGCAGAUGCGACGGUGGAAGUGGCUCCGACAUGUUCGACGCCACCGGAGGAGUCUGAGCACACGGUCGAUGAGUACGCGCGGCUAUUUGGAGUGGACGAGGAUGCAUAUGCGCAGCCAACCACAACAAGAAAAGAGCUCUGGUCUUAUUAUCUUUACUACAAUGGUGAUAAUGGUGUUGGUCCCGGCUCUUAUACUCAGGCAUUGUACGAAUCUGUAGCCGAGCAAUCGCGUAUUGCAGUGGGAAAGCAUGCUGAUACUGAUACACAUUCACACAGAUUUCAAUGGGCCUUGAAUGGAGCUGGAUUCCAGCCAAACACAGAGCCCCCGUUGCCAUGCACCAGCUCGUCCGCCUGUGUGGUGCCUUGGGCCGGUAGCACGCGGUCAAUCUCGUCGGUGGUUCUAAUUGCCAACGGUCUCUGCUUCACCUUCAUGACAGUUAUAUUCGUCUGGCUUGGCAGUGCCGCUGAUUACGGGUCCUUUGGCCGAUGGCUUCUUCUUGCUCUGACCGUGGUUUGCUGGGCAUUACAGUACGGCAUGAUGGCUAUUCGCGAGCCGAGUCAAUGGCCGGCUGCAAUGGCAAUGUAUAUCGUCGCUUACAUUUGCUAUGGGUCCACGCUGGUAUUUUACGCGGCCGUGUUCCCUCGACUGGCAAGGUACAUGCCUCAUGUGCGAAAGGCACGUGAAGAAGAACUACGAGAGGGCGAAAUUGAUCAACAGGAGUACGAUGUGAUUGAGUCGCUCGAGCGUAACCACAUAAGCAAUAUCUCGACAGCCCACAGCAACAUCGGAUACUUGCUCACGCUAGUGUUGAAUUUGAGCGUCCUUUUGCCGAUGCAAAACAAUCCGUUUUCCAAUAAUCUAGCACUCUGCCUGACCAAUUCAUACUGGGUCAUUCUAGGAAUCUGGUGGUUCCUAUUUCAGCAGAAACGUCCUGGUCCUCCUGUCCCCAAAGGUUCCAAUUACGCAACUGUAGGCUUCAAGCAGAUAUGGCUAGCAUUGCGCGAGAUCAGAUCUCUUCCACAGACAUUUCUUUACUUUGUCGCGUAUUUCCUUCUGGCCGAUGGCCUGAACACAACGGGAACUCUGGUGAACAUCAUUCAGAACGAUCAGAUUUCGUUCUCCUUUCUUCAAUUGACUUACCUGGGUAUCACCCAAGCAGCAUGUUCAAUCACGUCAACCUUCGGGUUCUGGUACAUCCAGAAGUACUUCCGAUACAAGACAAAGUCGAUGUUCUUAUUCACCAAUUGCUUUACCGUGUUGAUUCCCUUUUGGGGGAUGCUAGGACUUUGGACCAGGCGUAUUGGAUAUCACAAUACAUGGGAAUUCUAUUUCUACAACGUGAUAUUCGGUCUAUUUCAGGCCCCAUAUUAUGCGAUCAGCCAAGCUAAAAGGAAAGAAAAAAAUUAUCAGUACGCCCAAACCAUGGUCUCUGAAAUGAUUCCCCGCGGCUACGAUAACAUGUUCUUCGCGCUCUUCGGCAUAACCAAUCGCGCAUCCUCUAUCAUUGGGCCCAGCGUGAUUCAAGCUAUCAUCAACGACUCACGGAAUAAUUGGAUGGGGUUCCCAUUUCUCUUUGCGAUCUGUGCCGCCGCGCUGAUUGUGAUUUGCUUCGUGGAUGUGGAAAAGGGUCGCGAGGACUGUCGGAAGUUUACUGAGAGACGACAGGUUGAUCGUGUCGCGGCAGAUACGGGCGUCGAUGUGGAGCGGUUGAAUAAGGGUAAGGGUUCGGUGAGGAGGGUUGAUCGAGGAGUAAUGACGCAUCAGGGUGAUGAGGAUUGA
This is a messenger RNA of Penicillium diatomitis, 1809 nucleotides long. RefSeq lists its product as uncharacterized. The transcript is spliced from 8 exons. The record is from RefSeq and is a predicted model, not a curated record. Gene Ontology annotation, biological process: amino acid transmembrane export from vacuole. Lineage: Eukaryota; Fungi; Ascomycota; Eurotiomycetes; Eurotiales; Aspergillaceae. Bases 1 to 1809 code for a protein of 602 amino acids.